This is a messenger RNA of Anopheles marshallii, 1686 nucleotides long. It is a transcript of the gene Cep89, whose product is annotated as protein Cep89 homolog. The record is from RefSeq and is a predicted model, not a curated record. Gene Ontology annotation, cellular component: centriole; ciliary transition fiber. Gene Ontology annotation, biological process: cilium assembly; mitochondrion organization; chemical synaptic transmission. The transcript is spliced from 4 exons. Lineage: Eukaryota; Metazoa; Arthropoda; Insecta; Diptera; Culicidae. Bases 1 to 1686 code for a protein of 561 amino acids.
AUGUGCUCCCGAUUGCCGAAGCGUCACAACGUAGAACCUGUGUUCCGUAUAGUUUCCCAGCUCUUUGCUGGCCAAUCCGACCUGUCGUCUUCCGUUAGCAAUACCGAUCAAAUGGGUGACUUUUACCGAAUGCCUGCCGACACCAUUCACGAUCAGGAUGCCUUCCUUCCAGCAAAAAAGCUCCACAAGCGCCGUGUCCAACGGAAAUCGCGAUCAAAUGGUGCGGCACUGACACAUUCGGGGACGAUCGUGAACCGUAGUAAAAGCGUGGACGAUCUAACAGCGCCCGGUGUUGCUACCGAAUCCGAUACCGAUGACAACCCAACGGCCAAAUUGCACCAUACGAUCACAUCAGGACAAAAUACGGAAAAACUAAUCCAAUUGAAGGAUCAACAGAUUGCAAAGUUAAUCAAAAAGCUAACCGCCGUGUUCGAAUGCAACAAUCAGUUUGCAGUGGAACAUGAAAAACUACAAAAGGAGUACCAGCAAGCAGUUCAAAACCUGCGCACACUCGAAACAAUCCAGGCAAAGAGCUGCGACCGUUGCGCAUCGUUCGACGCUGAGCGGAACCAGCUGGCGAAAGAAAAUGGUGAUCUGCGAAACGAUGUGAAAAUGAUGAAGAUUUUGGUGUACCGGUUAAACGUACAGAUCGAACGGUACCAGGACACGAUACGGGACGGGAAAAACAGCAUUCCGAAGCUCGAUUUCGUCGACAGCACGUACGGUGGGGCGAAGGACAAUCUUAACUGGGGACCGGUACACUCACACACGCUCGGCCCAUUGCUGAAUGCGUACGAGGAAGCCAUUGCCGAGAAGACGGACCUUGUACAGCAGUACGAAACCGAACUGGCCAGCUUUACCGGGAAGCUAAAAAAGGUGCUUGAAGAGAAUGAAGCGUUGCAAAAGGCGAACGAAGAAGUUCGUGCCGGACAAACGGGUUGGACAUCGGAAAAGGCACGCCUACAGGCGCAGGUUGAAGUGUUGCGAAGUAAAGCGGAAGUGCAAGGCAAACGUGCCGAUUUAGCCAAAGAAAAGUUGGUGGAGGUGUUAAAAUGCUACGAACAGAAAGUACAAGCGCAGAAUCUAGACAUUGAGCGACUUCAAGAGGCAUACUCACGCUCAAAAGGUGAGCUAACAUCACUGCGAAAUCUUCACCAAAACCCAGAAGUUGUAGCGGAUAGUUUAAAGGAAUGCCAGAAGCUACUGGAAGAGCUACGAUUGCAGCACAACAACGAACGCACGCGAUCAGCAAAGGAAACGGAAACAAUCAAAGCCGACUUACAGCAGAAGUCAACCGAACUAGAGCAACUGCGACAAGAUUAUCAGCAACAGCAGCACAUCUUCGAGCGGCAAAAAGAAAUCAAUGAAAUCCUCAUGGGAAAGAAUGUCACACUGAAACAAACGCUCGAACGCGCCAGACAAUCGAAGGAAAUACUGAAGCAGCGCCUUAAAACCAUGAUCAGCUGGGGCAAAGGAUCGGAACAGCGCAAAGAUCAGCUGCAGGAGUGCUGGCGUAACAUUCGCGCGUUGCAGGAACAGCUGCAGCAGCGCGAUCUACAGCUGCAAACGCUGCAGCAACGCUUCCAGCACGAGCAGGAUCAGCUGCAGCGUCGACUGCGCCAGCGGGAAGACACACUUCGUAAGAUAUUGGCCGAUAAGGCACAAUUUACUCACCGUCAUAGUUGA